AUUUGUUUUGGCCUUAGUCAACCACGGAACAGCAAUGAUUUGUUCAAUUAUAUAUUUAGAAAAACCGUAAUAGAGUGAAUCCAUGAAAGCCGAAGCGCAAAGUGGCGAGGGACGCCUGUACAAAACUUUCUUAAGUCGCUUUGUGUGUGUGUGUGUGUGUUUUUUAAUGUCACAGGACAGAGCUCCCGGUGAGUGCUGCUCGUUGAGAAGAGUGAUACGUGCUUUCAUGUUAGACUCUCCAAAAGUCGAAAAUCGGUUUUUGGAACAACAGAACCCAGAGGGGUCUGAAUAUGCGUUCAAAGUUGGCAACGCUGAUCCUGCCAGCUACGUCUUCUGAUUCGUGUAAGUGUGUUUUGGAGCCAUGUAACCAGAAGAUACGUUCACACGGUCCCGUGAUAAUGUGUGUUUAUGAGUGAGGGCGAACAGGCAGUAUUUGUGGCGGGUCACCACAAACGAAUGUAUGGGAAAACCCUGUUUGUACGCCAGUCGCCGUUAACUUGCACACACCUCUCAAUCAGUAAAGUAGUAGAUUGGGGGCGUUGCCCUUGAGUCGUAAUUAUUGACUAUGAGCUGGUGACCUCUGACCUCCGUAACGCAAUUAAUUGGCGCAUUUGCCAGUGUGGGAGAUGAUCCCAAAUGUCAAAUUCUUUUUGACAGCGACAGCACGUUGAAAUAACAGGAAGUGAAGGUGUGUUUACGCUUCGCUCACCGCCAGACAUCACUGGAGCGGUCAGAGGAGCUCACGCUGUGUGUCUUUCUGUCUGGGGGGGUGGGUCCCAUCGUCACUCCUUCCAGGAAGACCUCCACACAGUUUCCUUUUAUAGAAGCUGAACACAAAAGACUUGCCGUCCACUUCCUGUAAACAGCUUAGAGUAAGUCUGUGUGUGUGUGUGUGUGUGUGGUGCUCCGGGUAGUUGACCCCCUUUCACAAGUGCGGUGUUGAGGAAGUGGGCUUCCUUGGAUGAGCGCCAGCCCACAUGGGGGUGGAAUAGAAAGCGCAGUGAUGAUGAUGAAACAUGAGACAGAGUCAGAGGGGAAAAAAACAGUCAAAAUAAAAGUAGUAAAUACAGUGGAACCUCUCUUAGCGCCCACUAGGGUUGGGCAUCGUUGGAAUUUGAGCGAUUCCGGUAUCUUCUAUCAAAGAAGCUAGCUUACUAACAAAAUGGUAACCGGAACUGGAAGUCAGCUACGUCGCCCGUCUAUGAUGUCGUCAGUGGCUGACUCUCACACAAAAUAUGUUUUUAUACUUUUACAUGCAUAAAAUAAAUGUAAAUGCAUACAAUUGAUGAAUGAAAGGGACAAACAAACAUUUAAGGUUACUUUUACAUUCAGUGAAGACAUGAUUCUUGAUGUGAACGUUCCCAAAGACGUGAACUAGCAGCGAAACACCAGACGGACAACUCAUGACUAUUAUAGGCGUAUUCUAAAGGUAAAAGUAAAUGGAAAAAAAAAAAAACACGCAGUAAAAGUGGAAAAACCUAUAGAAAUUUUACAACAAUAAAGUCUAAAUAUUAAGAGUAAUCUUACAAAAAUAACAUUGUAAUAUUAUGAGGAGAAAUAACGGUGUUUUAGUAGUGUAACGUUUCAAUAUAUAAAAAAAAAGAUGUUUAUUUUUUAAAUUGGAAAAUUAUGAUAAACAAAUAAAACAACGAAUAAAGUUGUAGUUUUGGAAAAAUUUGUUUGCUGAAAAACAUGUAUAAUGUUACGAGAAUAAAGAAGAAGAAGAAAUAGUUGGAAAAUUAAAAAGAAAAACAGCAGAAAUGAAAAAAAGCAGCUGUAAUUUCAUGAGAAUAAAGUCCAAAUAUUAAGACAAGUAUUUUAAUGAGAAAAAAGUCACAAUUUUAUGAGAUUAUUAAGAAAAAGAAUGUCAUUUUAGCAGCAUACAGUUGAAAUAUUAUAAUAAAAACAAGAAUAUAAUCAAAAAAAUUAUAUAAAGUAUUAUAAGAAAAAAUAAGUAAAUUUUUUUAAGUCAUAAUUGGAAAGUCAUAAUACAAGAAACAAACGAAACAAAACAAAGUUGUAAUUUUUGAAAAUUGAGGUUGUGGGGAAAAACUUCUAAUAUGAUGCGAAUAAAGAUAUUACAAAUAUUAUGGGAAUAAAGUCAUAAUGUCACGAAAAGAAAAUGCACCAAGCUUAAGAAGAAAGUUGAAAGACCAAUGUUUUCUACUAAGAAUAGACAUUUUCACUUACAUGACAAAGCUGAAAUGUAGUUUUUUUUCUUGAAAUAUAUCUAACUUCUGAGCGCAUCUACUUGUGCUGCUUGGCAAGAUAGAAAAAUGGCCCUCACUGGAAAAAGUUUGGACACCCCUGACCCCCAGCACCAUGCCCUUUUAGUGUCUACGCAAAGGCUAGGCUAAGCUGUGCUUGUGCUAAGUGUUUAUUUACCAGCACGGCGAUGAGGGAGGUGUUAAUGCAGCUGUUUAACUCUGCGUAUGUGUUAAACUUUAUUGUAAUUUACCCUGUAUCUAUAUUUAUUGGAUUUUAUUAGAGGGAAUAUCCAUGUAUGAAGUAAACGGUAGCAGCAAUCGCCCUGCAGCUGUGAAAUUCCUAUACUGGGAGACAACGUGUCCCAGCUUGGCCAGCGCACACACACACACACACACACACACACACACACACACACUGUGGCUUUGAAAUUCCACAUGAAGGGAAGCUGCAGUGGGACUCAUUUUAUCCAGCCUGGGCAAGAAUACACAUGUCCCACGCACCGUCGCUGAGGAAUGAGGCAGCCGGCUCAGACCUGCCCUGAAAAGGCCGACAUAGGGUGGGGGGAUGGGUGGUGGAGAGCACUGACUCGGUUCGGAGGCAAAUGCAGGUGAGAGACAGGAUCGCGCGUACUGGCUUGGACGACAACUCUUCUUUGCGUGCUCCUGGUCUUCUGUGAGGCACAGAAGAGGCAGCAGACAGGUCCAAGUGUGUGUAGAUGUGCGACAGCGGAGUGUGUGAGGACAAGCCCCCAGCCCCCCCUGUCAGGAUGAGCAGCCAAGGAGGAGGAGUCAAGGACCCCCAGUCGACCAACCACAGCUCUCGGCCGCUUCCGUCCGUGCCGGAGGAGCGGAAGUCCAGGAACAAGAUCAUCUCCAUGUUUGCCUCUGAGAAAGGAGGCAGGAAGAAAGACCGGGACAAGGACAGGCCGGAGAUCUCUUCCCCGUCCGACUUUGAGCAUACCAUCCACGUGGGAUUUGAUGCCGUCACUGGAGAGUUCACAGGCAUGCCGGAGCAGUGGGCCCGCCUCCUUCAAACCUCCAACAUCAGCAAAUCAGAGCAGAAGCAGAACCCCCAGGCGGUCCUCGACAUCCUCAAGUUCUACGACUCCACCAGCGGGAAGCAGAAGUACCUCAGUUUCUCUGCCUCAGAUAAAGAUUCUCAGUCGCCGGACAAGCAGAGCGCAACCACCACCUCGCCAGGGAGAAAAGAUGGCGGCGACGAUGAUGACGACGAUGCGCCGCCGCCAGUUGUGGCGCCGAGGCCGGAGCACACAAAAUCAGUUUACACGAGGUCGGUGAUUGACCCGCUGCCGCCUCCUGAGGGAGACGCAUCCUCCAAGGCAGCCGACAGACAGAAGAAGAAAGGAGGCAAGAUGACGGAUGAGGAGAUCAUGGAGAAACUCAGAACUAUCGUCAGCGUUGGAGAUCCCAAGAAGAAGUACACGCGAUACGAGAAGAUCGGACAAGGGGCGUCUGGAACUGUUUACACUGCCAUAGAUGUUGCGACAGGACAAGAGGUGGCCAUCAAGCAAAUCAACUUGCAGAAGCAGCCAAAGAAAGAACUCAUCAUCAACGAGAUCCUGGUCAUGAAGGAGAUGAAGAAUCCCAACAUAGUCAACUUUGUAGACAGUUUCCUGGUUGGGGAGGAGCUUUUUGUGGUGAUGGAGUACCUGGCCGGCGGCUCCCUGACGGACGUGGUGACGGAGACGUGCAUGGACGAGGCCCAGAUCGCCGCCGUGUGCAGAGAGGUCCUCCAGGCUCUGGAGUUUCUUCAUGCCAAUCAGGUCAUCCAUCGAGACAUCAAGAGCGACAACGUGCUGUUGGGAAUGGAUGGAUCAGUCAAACUUACUGACUUUGGCUUCUGCGCUCAGAUCACGCCGGAACAGAGCAAGCGCAGCACCAUGGUAGGCACUCCAUACUGGAUGGCUCCAGAGGUGGUGACCCGGAAAGCCUACGGACCCAAAGUGGACAUCUGGUCUCUGGGCAUCAUGGCCAUAGAGAUGGUGGAGGGAGAGCCCCCGUAUCUCAACGAGAACCCUCUCAGGGCGUUGUAUUUAAUCGCCACCAACGGGACUCCUGAGCUGCAGAGUCCAGAGAAGCUGUCCCCUGUCUUCAAGUCCUUCCUGUCCCGCUGUCUGGAGAUGGACGUGGAGAAAAGAGGAUCGGGCAGAGAACUGCUACAGCAUCCUUUCCUGAAGCUGGCCAAGCCUCUGUCCAGCAUGACUCCCCUCAUCCUGGCGGCCAAGGAGGCCAUGAGGAGCAACCGCUAAGUGGACGUCAGAGAGGAGGCUAUGCCAAAGACGCCCUAAAUCCGCUGACUUCUCCUCCUUUUCUUUGUAGGACCAGCAUCAGCGACACUGUUUUGUUUUUUGUUUGUUUGUUUUUUUUUACUUUUGCCAGUGUUCAUCUCCCGCUGGUUGAACUCACAUCACCUCUGUGCCUUGUUGGUUUUAACCCUGCUUCACAGCCACGCUGACACGUGUCAUCAUAUCCGGGAUCAAACCUGGUGAAAUACCAGCACACAUACAGUACUUGUGCAGUGAACAAAGUUGAACUACACAUUUUAAUGGCCUCCAGAGCCCUCCCUCACUCAUUCACACGGGUUAUAUUUGAUUCAUUGGUGUCAGAUGACAUGCACAAAGCAAUGAGGACAAUUGGAAACAAGGUAGACUGGGUGUCCAAACUUUUUCCACAGAGGGCUGCACACAGAAAAAUGAAAGGAUGUGGGGGCUACUUUGAUACAUUUUGCACAUAAAAAAAACAUUGACAUCUAAGAUUUUUGUUCCAGGUGACAAAGCAAAUUAGUGUAAUUAAUAUCUAAUAAAGCAGCCAUUUAAUUUUCAGAAUCUGGACAAAAAAAAUAAGUUGCAGGCCGGAAUUGGCCCCGGGGCCAUACAUUGGACACACUCCGAACUUUUCAUGACAGCAGCAAUGUGUCAGUGCUGCUUUGGUGCUAAAUUAAGCCAUUGCAUAUUUUUUUAAAUGUUUAGUUUUCUAGUCAUUUGUGUCACCAUAAUCAGGAGCCGUGCAAACUAUGCAAACAUCCAACCGUUUGAAUACUUUCCAGGAAAAAAAACUUCAAAAGUUCUGUUUGUCUUACAGUGAGAUGUGUUGUGGAAUUCAGAUUUGUCAAAUUGUAUGUUCUGAACUGGAUUUUUUGGUAUGUAUAUUACGUAACGGACAACAACUUGGUUUACAGCGAACAUCACAGAAGACAGUGUGAGCGUGUUUGUGUCCCAAAACACUGACAAAUACGUGUCAUUUUAUCUGCUCAAAUUUAGACCAAUUUAGCCCUGAAAAUACCUCAUCUUCCUGUCAGUUUGGACAACCACGGAUUUAGGUUUUGAUAAACGAAGCAAAAUGUAGUAAAAAGCUGCACAUUAACUCACAGUAUGAGGCUAUGGACCAAAGUCUUUCUAUGUGUAUACUGAUUGAGUAAUUGAAAAUAAGUGGUUUAUCAUGAAACGAGUGACUGGAGCGGAAUAAAACGUUUGGUAAAUUAUUAAUACUGAA
Messenger RNA from Dunckerocampus dactyliophorus (ringed pipefish), 5720 nucleotides. Its product is annotated as serine/threonine-protein kinase PAK 2-like. The record is from RefSeq and is a predicted model, not a curated record. Gene Ontology annotation, cellular component: cytoplasm. Gene Ontology annotation, molecular function: ATP binding; protein serine/threonine kinase activity. The transcript is spliced from 15 exons. Bases 2924 to 4477 code for a protein of 517 amino acids. Gene Ontology annotation, biological process: protein phosphorylation; regulation of axonogenesis; regulation of MAPK cascade. Lineage: Eukaryota; Metazoa; Chordata; Actinopteri; Syngnathiformes; Syngnathidae.